Ceratosolen solmsi marchali is the source of this 2223-nucleotide messenger RNA. RefSeq names its product nuclear pore complex protein Nup54 (gene Nup54). The transcript is spliced from 5 exons. The record is from RefSeq and is a predicted model, not a curated record. NCBI's taxonomy places the organism in Eukaryota, Metazoa, Arthropoda, Insecta, Hymenoptera, Agaonidae. Bases 332 to 2188 code for a protein of 618 amino acids. Gene Ontology annotation, cellular component: nuclear pore; nuclear pore central transport channel. Gene Ontology annotation, biological process: NLS-bearing protein import into nucleus; nuclear pore organization; protein localization to nuclear inner membrane. Gene Ontology annotation, molecular function: structural constituent of nuclear pore.
UGAAGCGAUCACAAGUCAAGUGCCAAGUGAUUGUCUCGAGUGCGAAAUGUGUGAAAAUCAGAGAACAAAGCGAAUGAGCGAGCAGAUCGAGAUGCAGAGCUGCGCCAUUGUAGACACAGCCUUCGAAGUAUAACCAGGGACGUCAGGCAUAAAUAACACAAUGUACGUGCGCAAGUAGAUUUAACGCACACGCACGCACGCGCGCGCGCCCAGCGACUGAUGUAAAACUCGUGCGCUUGAUGGCUGUGUGUGCAAACGUGCGUAAGUGGCGGGAAAAGUAUCGAAUUGUUAGUUGUUUUGUUGUAUUUGUUAGCGUUAUCAACUUGUAAAUAUGUCUUUUGGGACGGGAUUCGGCUCCUCGACACCAGCAGCUGGUUCAGCUUUCUCGUUCGGCACGAAUACAUCUGCUGCUGCGACUCCAAUAAAGCCAGCUGGUUUUGGAUCACCUGGGACAUUUGGAUUUAGUACACCAGCUACUUCUACUCCAUCUUUAUUUGGCACACCGGUUACUCAACAAUCGACUGGAUUUGGAACAGGAACUGGUUUUGGUACACCGUCGGUGACUGGCUUUGGCGUGACAUCUUCAACUACCGCUACUACCACCUUCAGUACACCAGCUACUAAUUUUGGAUUUGGAACAAGUAGCGGAGGUUUUGGCACCACUCCUAUCGCAUCUACGUCUGCCUUUGGCUUAGGUUCAGCCGCACCCACCAGUACAAUUAGUGGCACUGGUUUUGGGGGCUUUGGUGCUUUUAACAUUUCAGCGCCAACUACCUCUGCUCCAUCUUUGUUUGGAGGAUUCAAUACUGCAAAUCCACAGCAACAAAGUUCAUUUGGAACGAGUGGAUUCGGUGGAUUUGGAACUAAGGCUGCGACUGGUGCAAGUACUGGUUUUGGAGGUUUUGGCACUGGUGGAUUUUCUAGUUUUGGAACGGGUUUGACACAACCACAACAAGGACAGCAGCAGCAGCAGCAGCAACAACAGCAGCAGCAAAUUCAACCGAAUGUAAACACUAUAUCGGAAGCUUUAUAUAAUGCAGUUUUUAAUUGUCAGUUGUUUAAUGACGAGAGGGAUAAUACUAUGGCGAGAUGGAAUUUAAUUCAAGCAUUAUGGGGUACAGGGAAGGCUUAUUAUUCUACAAAUGCACCGCCGAUAGAACUAAAUCAAGAGAAUCCACUGUGCCGUUUUAAGGCUAUAGGAUAUAGUCGAAUGCCUGAAGCUGAUAACAAUGAUGGCUUAGUAGUACUUUGCUUUGCAAAGAAAGAACAAGAAUUAAAGGAUGGAAGGCAACAGAUAAUAUCAUCGCUCAGUCAAAUUUUGGGCAAUAAAACUAAUCUUACUGUAACUAUAGAUAAUAUAAAGUCUCAAGGGGAGUCAAAAGGUCAAGUGACAAUAUUUGUUACAGAAAAAGGUGUUACAGGAUCCCUUAGAAAAAUUCCUGCAAAUGAAUUAUUUGCUUACUUGACGCAAAGCAUGCAAAAACAACAAUUGACGCAAAUAGGAGUGGAGAAUAUAUAUCCUCAAGUUAAAUUAGAUCCAUCGCAACUCAAGGAAUAUAUGGAUAAUCCGCCGUGCUCGAUAGAUCCUCGAUUAUGGAAGCAAGCACAACUGGACAAUCCUAAUCCAGAGCACUAUAUCCCUGUGCCGAUGAUUGGCUUUCAACAGGUGAAACAUAGAUUGAAAUGUCAAGAAGAAGAGACUUCGAGGCAUCGAGCUUUCCUCGACUUGGCAGCCGACAGUAUUCAAGGUUUACAGAGGCAACAUACAGCGACACAAGCGAGACUAAAAGAGCAUAGAAGAACGCUUUUGGAGCUUCAACAUAGAGUCCUUCAAGUUAUAGUACGUCAAGAAAUAACUAGAAAAAUUGGUUUUUCAUUGCAACCAGAGGAAGAAACUUUAACCAAUAGGUUUGAGGCAAUGCACUCGCAGAUUAGUGCCCCAACACAAUUUAAAGGUAGAAUUAGUGAAAUGUUGUCUCAAUUAAGAAUGAGAAGACAUACAGAUACCCAAUGCCAGGAAAGGUAUACUAUGGAUCCCAUAGCUCAAGACGAUAUAAAAUCAUACUUAAAUAUGGAACAACAAGGAAUGCGACAACUGAUUGAUACGGUCAAUACAGAUUUGGAAGGUUUGAAGAUUAUCAAAGACGGAAUGUCAGAACUUUUGACCAGCCAUGGCUCUAUCUCAUGAAUCGCAUACACUUAAUUUAUUAUUACUAUUAUUAU